CCGGAACUCGAUCCUCAUAAAUCACGUUGCCUAGCCUCAUCUCUUGUCGACGGCAAUCCCAUUUGCGUACGCAUGGAUAAGCUGAACCGUGAGUUCAGUAGAGGCUUCCUGCUUACUAUGGAUAAUGGGUGUGAACUCAUCGCAAAGAUACCAUGCGCACAUACAGAACAAGCCUUCCUCGCGUCUGAGGUAGCGACUUCCAAAUACCUACGCCAAUAUACAUCCCUUCCCAUCCCGAAUGUCCUCGCCUGGAACCCAGAUAAAACAAAUGAGAUUGGUUCGGAAUAUUUGAUCGUAGAGAAGAUUUAUGGGGUUGCUCUAAAAGACUUAUGGGAAAAUCUCAGUUCCCUGGAUCGCUACAGUAUCAUCGAGAAGAUUGUCGCAAUGGAGACUGAGCUUGCAAAUCUGGAUUUCUCAGCAUACGGUGCUCUCUACUUGCGGGGUUCGGUACCUGAUCAACCGAAGUAUUAUCCGCUGGCCUCUGAACGCGACUGUGGUGAAUCUUUUUGCGUCGGAGCAUUAUAUAAAUUGUCACAAAUUGAUGACAACACGGAAUCGUCUGGAGAGUUGACGUCUUAUGGACCUUGUCAGUCUAUUUUCCAUAUCCACGUUAUUCUUUUGUAUUCGUUAUUGGCUAUCAAACCUAGCGUCGAAAACAAGUUCCAAGCUAUGACUCAAGUUGAUUUCGACCCUAUCAAUGAAACUAGAGCUCUGCUAGAAAAGGCCUCAAUUUUAAUAUCUAUUUUGACCUCAGACAAUCGUGUCCAGAGAGUCUCGAAGCCAUCUCUAUAGCAUAGUGGUUUACCUCUUGACAAUAUCCUGGUUUCUACGACACAGCCUACACAUAUUCUUGGAAUUAUCGGUUGGCAGUCUUCUAAAAUACUUCCUUUAUUUCUACAAGCACAGUUCCCCAAAUUUCUUGCAACUCCCAGGUCUCAUAAAUUUGGGGAUCCUAUGCCUAGUCUCUCUGGUUUUUCUGAACUCAAUCCCGAACAGAAGCAAAGAGUACUUCAGAACCAAGACGCAGCUGCCCGUGCCAGAUAUUAUGAAAUGUGUAUAUCUGAGUACAAUAACCCAGUUUAUGAGACAUUGAAUCUUGAUCCAAAACUGACUGAAUCGUAUCGGUACCAUGAUUUAUCCACAGAGAGUGAUAUACUAGGCCUAUACAACUACCUUAUCUCUGUCUCGGCAGAAUGGGAUAGUUUAGGACUAUCGGGUGAUUGUCCAUUUCAAUUCACCUCGGAGCAGCUAGUGCAGUUUCAGAACCAGCAAGCUCAGCACAGCGAU
Aspergillus homomorphus CBS 101889 is the source of this 1287-nucleotide messenger RNA. RefSeq lists its product as uncharacterized. The coding region runs from base 73 to 792 and encodes 239 amino acids. NCBI's taxonomy places the organism in Eukaryota, Fungi, Ascomycota, Eurotiomycetes, Eurotiales, Aspergillaceae. The record is from RefSeq and is a predicted model, not a curated record. The transcript has 3 exons. Gene Ontology annotation, cellular component: mitochondrion.